Messenger RNA from Aspergillus alliaceus, 384 nucleotides. RefSeq names its product general stress protein. The coding region runs from base 46 to 354 and encodes 102 amino acids. The transcript has 2 exons. The record is from RefSeq and is a predicted model, not a curated record. Lineage: Eukaryota; Fungi; Ascomycota; Eurotiomycetes; Eurotiales; Aspergillaceae.
AAGCUAUACUCCUCAUCAGAACUUAAAUACCACACAGCAGCAAAAAUGGCCCACAAUCAGAACCCCGGCAACUUCGCCAACCGCCCUCACGAAGAGGUUGAGAAUAUCGCUAGCAAGGGAGGCCAGUCCAGCCAUCAGGGUGGUUUCGCCAGCAUGGAUGAAGCCAAACAGAGGGAUAUCGCCUCCAUGGGUGGCCAGGCCUCGACAGGCAGUUUCCGUCCUGGAGACCCCAGAGCUAGAGAGGCGGGACACAAGGGUGGGCUUGCAUCGGGUGGGAGCUUUGAGCCUGGAGAUGAAAGAGCCAAGGAAGCUGGUCACAAGGGUGGAAAGGCUACUGGACACCCGGAGGAAUAAUGGCAUGAUAUGCUCAUGAGUUGAAGAUCG